AGUGUUGUUGUGUUAUUAUUAGAGCAUAAUGCACUACCGUGCCGCCGAAUACCAAAGAAGAAGAAGAAGUAGUACACUACAGAUGUGUUGUGUACUCUGAUGCAUAAACAAGUCACUAUAUGUCUACAGAGUGUGUUGUUAUUGUCUGUCAGUGGAGAGCAGGCACGGGUAAGAUGAAUUCAGCUAUCGUCUCUUAGGUUGCUGUCGGUCUGGUGUCAUGUGACUCAGAGGAGUACAGGAGCAUCAGUAUGAGUCCUGAGGGUUUACUGUUAUCUUCGUUGUGAUCUGAGCGUGACUAAUCUCACCGAGGGGCCUGCAUUCUACAUUAGUUAAUCCUGGUCACCCUCACAUCCCUUGGACUCCUCCAUUUCCCUCCCUCCGUCCUGUCUCUUAGAGGAUGGAUGGUCAGCAGUCUCUACAGGCCAGUGUGAACUCCUCUUACAUUCCCUCCACCAUCUCCUCCAUGUGUGACGAAGAGCAUUCAGAGGUGGUGGGGGGCGACACUGCCCCUUUGCUCUCCCAACAGCAGCCAGCAGCGCCCCUGGCGGCCCGUCACUGCCCGGAGGAUUCCUACAAUAUGGUGUACAUCAUAUUUUUCCUGAUGGGCAUCGGCUCUCUGCUGCCGUGGAAUGUCUUCAUCACAGCCAAACAGUACUGGAUCUACAAGUUUAGUAACAGCUCCAGCCCCGCUGCUCAAGAGGAACCUCACAGUGACCUCAGCGACUACUUUGAGAGUUACAUCGCCAUCGCUUCUGCUGUUCCCUCAGUACUCUGUCUCAUCCUCAACUACCUCCUGGUCAACAGGUUCUCCUCUCGGGUGCGGAUACUGGUCUCUCUCCUGGUGAUCUUGCUCGUGUUUGUGGUGACCACGGUGCUGGUGAAAGUGGACAUGUCUGGCUACAGGAUACAGUUUUUUGGGGGAACGCUGGCCAGUGUUGCGCUGGUCAGCGGGGCGUCCAACAUCUUUUCUGGCAGUGUGUUCGGUAUCAGCGGCCACUUUCCAAUGAGAAUAUCUCAAGCAGUCAUAUCAGGUCAGGCCAUGGGCGGCACUUUGAGUGCACUGGCCUCGAUCGUAGACCUGGCUGCCUCGAGUGACGUGACCGACAGUGCGCUGGUGUACUUCAUCACAGCAGACGUCUUCACUCUCAUCUGUAUCGUCAUGUACCUGCUGCUACCCAGACUGCCUUACUCAAGAUACUACAUGGAAGUAGCUUCUGUGCCCCGCGGUGAGUCUAACAGCCCCUCUUCUGGAUCCGUGCCGCCCCUCAAACCCAUCCUGAAGAAGACCUGGCUUCUGGGCAGCUGCGUCUUCUACGUUUUCUUCAUCUCCAUCAUGAUUUUCCCUGCCGUCUCCUCGGGAAUCCAGUCCAUGAAUAAAGACUCUGGCAGUCCUUGGGCUACCACAUACUUCGUGCCUCUGACUAGUUUCUUGCUGUAUAACGUUGCAGACUUCUGCGGCCGCCAGGUCACGGUCUGGUUGCAGGUGCCGGGUCCCACCAGCCGCAUGCUGCCAUUGCUGGUCGUCUCCAGAACCGCUCUGGUUCCUCUCUUCAUGUUCUGCAACUAUCAGCCGCGGUACCAUCUGCACAGUGUGUUCUUUGCACAUGACCUCUUCCCCGUGGUCUUCGUCUGUCUGCUGGGGAUUACUAACGGGUACCUGGGCACACUGCCCAUGAUCUACGGGCCCAAAGUGGUGCCGCGGGAGCUGGCCGAGCCUGCGGGGGUUGUCAUGUCCUUCUUCCUCACGCUGGGGCUUGCUGUGGGGUCAGCCUUCUCUGUGGCGCUCGUCCACACUAUAUGAGUGUAAAUGACUGGCCUUUGCCACAAGACUGAUCCGUUACACUACAGCACUCAAGAAGACUUUUGCCAAUUUAAAAAAAGAUAUAUUUGAUAAUUUUUUUGUUACAGUUUUUAUGCAUUUUAAUGUUGCCAAUAAAAUUGAUGUUUUUUUUUUCAUGUUGUUUUUAAUGCUUUUACAAUCCUGUUUGCAGUCAAUUUAAAGUUGAAUUUUAUUAUUUUUAUUUUUCAGAAAAUGCACAGUCAUGUUCGGGGUAAACUUUGACCUUUAUAACAAAUCAAUUGUAUCAAAAGAAGCAUUGUAUGUUGUUUUCCUGUAAUAAUACACAGACAUACCCUGGUUUUACAGUG
Molecule: messenger RNA, 2148 nt
Organism: Carassius auratus (goldfish)
Lineage: Eukaryota; Metazoa; Chordata; Actinopteri; Cypriniformes; Cyprinidae
Product: equilibrative nucleoside transporter 3-like
Exons: 8
Coding region: 398-1801 (467 amino acids)
Biological process (GO): nucleoside transmembrane transport
Cellular component (GO): Golgi apparatus; plasma membrane
Molecular function (GO): nucleoside transmembrane transporter activity
Source: RefSeq, a predicted model, not a curated record